Messenger RNA from Besnoitia besnoiti, 981 nucleotides. RefSeq names its product glutaredoxin domain-containing protein. The transcript has 2 exons. The record is from RefSeq and is a predicted model, not a curated record. Lineage: Eukaryota; Apicomplexa; Conoidasida; Eucoccidiorida; Sarcocystidae. Bases 1 to 981 code for a protein of 326 amino acids.
AUGAAUCAGAAGGCCCGCCAUAACGCGGUCUGUGUGUCGCCGCUUGCCCUUCUCGCGAUCGCAUCUAGCCUCCCUUUCUCGUGCCUACCAGUGGACGGCCUUCGUACAGAGAAGCAGCACGCCACUAACCAGGGCGGAAGAGGCUCCGUCGUGGCGUCAGCCCUCGUUGGUCUAAGCUGCGGGCUUCAGGGAGACAGUCGGGUCGCGGAUUUAAAUGCUACCCUCCAUUCUUCUCGCUCAACGGCUGCAAUCCGGCUCUUAUCCGCGAGUCGGUUACCGGCGCCGCGCGUCGGAAGUGUCCGCGACUCAGAGCCCCGCAACGCAUUCACCCAGCUGCGGCGAACCCCCGCUGCGGAUAAAGUUCACGGAUCCCUGUCUUUUGUCUUCUCAGCACCUUCCUCUGGAUAUGGUGCCCCGUCUGCCGCCUUGGCGCCCUCGUUUUCGUUCUCUCGCUCCUUCUCUACGGCAGCUGCCGUAGAGCGCGCUACAGGGCAGCCGAUGCAUCAACGGACUUCGCUGGGAUCCGCUUCAAGCGCGGUAGGGGAUCAAAGCGGGGAUGCUGACAGCCUACGAGCGCGCGUGGAGAAACUCGUGAAGUCUGCGCCGGUUGUUGUGUUCAUGAAGGGGACGCCUGAGGAUCCCCGGUGCGGUUACAGCCGAUCUAUUGUGGAAAUUCUUCAACUGGCUGCAAGUGAGGUGCCCGCCCUAGCGGGUCUCCAGCAGGCAGAGUCGUCGCUCCCGCGGAGUCUCCCGGAAGGCUUUUUCCUCCCUGUGGAUGUCUGGGAAGAUCUUCCGCUUCGGGAAGCCUUGAAGCGAUACACGAACUGGCCUACAGUCCCCCAGCUAUUCAUCGAGCAGCAGUUCGUUGGUGGCACAGACGUCGCUGCAGAGAUGUUUAGGGAUAGCUCACUGCACGAAGCGAUUGCGGAAGCCGCAAAAAAAUUCGUCGAGGCGCAGAGACACGCGACGCAAAACAACUGA